This is a messenger RNA of Acipenser ruthenus (sterlet), 3471 nucleotides long. RefSeq lists its product as uncharacterized. The record is from RefSeq and is a predicted model, not a curated record. NCBI's taxonomy places the organism in Eukaryota, Metazoa, Chordata, Actinopteri, Acipenseriformes, Acipenseridae. Bases 272 to 3271 code for a protein of 999 amino acids. Gene Ontology annotation, molecular function: DNA-binding transcription factor activity, RNA polymerase II-specific; RNA polymerase II cis-regulatory region sequence-specific DNA binding; protein binding. The transcript has 3 exons. Gene Ontology annotation, biological process: regulation of transcription by RNA polymerase II.
UGCCUGUGCUAUAGGGGAAUCACACGCACACACGGGAGCACACGACUCACAUUGCACGUAUUUGCACAUCAUGCAACACAGAUGCAUGGUUUCUGCACGAGUCGUGCUUCCACUGCUCGCGUUUGUGUGCAGCGCUCUUCCCCACGCGGACGUGACGUCACGGUUUCCUGCUGGCGGUGUAGGGAGGAGGAGGCGAGCAGGCAGUCAGAGAGACUGGAGGACUCGGGAAACUGUGUCGAAAAUGACAGCACAGGAAUAGAUCUCAGUAGCCAUGGAACCUGAGGCAAACUCUUACCGCGUGGAAUUCCCUGAUUUCUCCUGUUCCGUUCUGCAGAAGCUCAACCAACAGCGACAGCUGGGCCAGCUUUGUGACAUCACCGUGGUGAUACAGGGCCACCGCUUCAGAGCUCACAAAGCUGUCCUGGCCGCCAGCUCUCCUUACUUCUGCGACCAGGUGCUCCUGAAGAACAGCAUGCGGGUCGUUCUGCCGGACGUCAUGCACCCCGACGUGUUCCAGAGCAUCCUGCAGUCCUGCUACACGGGGAAGCUGCUGCUGCCAGCUUCGGAAAUCGUGGGCUUCUUGACGGCAGCAAGCUUCCUCCAGAUGUGGCACGUGGUGGACAAGUGCACCGAGCUCCUGGAAGGGAACCCGGCAGCCUUCUGCCACAAAUCGUGCCACAGCAGCCACCACCGGUCUCCAAGCAGCAGCAGCAGCUUUAACAGUGCCGGCGAUGGGUUUGACCCGGCCCCAGGGGUGCCAGCAGAACUCUGCAAAACCCCUGCAGCACGCUGUAGAGACAGGGAUCAUCAUAAAGAGGACAGCUUCUCGCCCCAGAUAAACGAGCGGCACCAUCCCCAGAGCGUCUCUCCCACAGAGCAGGACCGGUUCAGCACAGAGAUGGGCAGUCAGGAUGGGGAGGAUGGGGCGAGCGACGGGGUGGAGUACCAGUGCUCCAGGCCGCUCUAUAUCCAGCCCAGCAUAAUGUAUCACAAGCGGUGGAUCCAGGUGAAGGCGGAACGGUUCACACAGGAGGACAGCGACGCCCUGGCAGCUACGCCCAUGACCGAAGAGCCUCAAGCGUCGGACUCCGAGCUCACGAAUCAAGCCGAAUACCGGCCCUCAAACACUGACAGCUUUAAUAUCGAAGCUGGUAAGGCAGCGGAAAACUUUGACAAGAGCCAGGAGGGCAGACAAACCUACGAUGAGCAGCUGGACUUCUAUGGGGCGUCCAUGGAGGAGUUCUCCAAAGACAGGGUUGAGGAAACCCUCAGCGGUCCCGGAGAGGACUCCUUGAAGGUGCAAGGGAGCGAGGAAAGCGCGGAACUGCCCUCCGGGAUCCAGGAGGAGACCUCUCAUUCCGGCUUCACAGCCGUGGUUUAUAAGCUGUAUCCCUGCCAGUGUGGCAAAAGCUUCACACACAAAAGUCAGCGGGACAGGCACAUGAGCAUGCACUUGGGGCUCCGGCCUUACGGCUGCGCGGUCUGUGGGAAAAAGUUUAAAAUGAAACACCACCUUGUGGGUCACAUGAAAAUACACACGGGGAUCAAACCCUACGAGUGCCACAUCUGUGGGAAGAGGUUCAUGUGGAGGGACAGUUUUCACCGGCAUGUGUCGUCCUGCACCAAGGCUUACCAGGCGAAGAAAGCAGAGCAGACAGCAGACAUCUUAAAAAUUAAAAAAAUAAAGCAAGAAAUGGACAACAGCAGCAGCUACAUAGAAUUUGACGUGCCAGAGUACAGCAACACUGUCCUGAGGCAGCUCAAUGAACUGCGCCUGCAAGGGAAGCUGUGUGACAUCAUUGUCCACAUCCAGGGGCAGCCGUUCAGGGCCCACAAAGCUGUCCUGGCGGCCAGCUCCCCCUACUUCCGGGAUCACUCUUCCCUGAGCACCAUGAGCGGGCUGUCCAUCUCGGUCAUCAAGAACCCUGAUGUGUUUGAGCAGCUGCUCUCCUUCUGCUACACCGGGCGGAUGUCUUUGCAUCUGAAGGACGUCAUCAGCUUCCUGACGGCGGCCAGCUUCCUGCAGAUGCAGGCUGUCAUCGACAAGUGCACCCAGAUCCUGGAGGGCAUCCACUCGAAGAUCAGCCUCCCUGGUGGGGGAGGAGAGGGAGACGCCACCAUGUGCAGCAAGGAGAGCCCGCAAGGCAUCCGCAACGGGGUCAAAGACCGCAACCUCUUCAUCAACCCCAUUGAGAUCUCUCCGCCUUACUUCUCCCGGCAGGCCAACGUGUCCUCCAGCGACUCCUCCAAGCUGGACUCCAUGUCGGGGAAGAGCCUGAGGCUCCGGCUGCAGGAGGAAGGGCAGUCGGACCGGGGGAGCAGCGGGAGCGUCUCGGAGCAAGAGACCCCAAUGGAGGGAGACCACGAGCAGGUGGAGCUGAUCGGCCGGGAUGGGCAGGUGACGGAUAUCAAGGUGAAAAUGGAGAAGUCGGACCGGCCCAGCUGCUCGGACAGCUCUUCGGCGGGAGAUGACGGCUACCACACGGAAAUGGUAGAUGGCGAGCAGGUGCUGGCGGUCAGUGUGGGCUCUCACGGGCCCGUCCUGCAGCACUCCACUUAUACGUACCCGCAGACGGCCUCCCAGCCUUCUUCCUUCCUGAGCCUCAGCAACUCCAGCCCCUCGCGCUCCAUGCUUAGCGGGUUCCGAGGAGGGGGACGGGCACAUCCCAAACGGGCCGUCACGGUGCCGGUGGAGGCGCCCAGCGGGAUUAGCGCAGCAGCAGCUGAGGACGGGGAGGCGGUACUGGGCAGCCCCGGGUUCGAGAACGACAUCCGGGAGAGGAGUAUGAGGGGCCAGUGGUAUCCCUACAAUGAACGUCUCAUCUGCAUCUACUGCGGGAAGUCCUUCAAUCAGAAGGGGAGCCUGGACCGCCACAUGCGGCUGCACAUGGGCAUCACCCCCUUUGUGUGCAAAUUCUGCGGCAAGAAGUACACGCGCAAGGACCAGCUGGAGUAUCACAUCCGGGGCCACACGGACAACAAACCUUUCCACUGUGAAAUCUGUGGCAAGUGCUUCCCCUUCCAGGGCACCCUCAACCAGCACCUGCGAAAAAAGCACAUGGGCGGGGCCGAGGUGCGCAACCACAUGGAGUCCCCCGAGCCAACAGAGGGGGCUGGCGAGCAGAAAGAAGAGGAGGAGCCCCCAGCCUCCGAAAGCAGCGUGGAAUACAGUGCCCACUUUGGCGAGGAGGCUCCAGUCAAUGACGACAACGAUGACGAUGGCAUGAAAAGCAGCCCUGACGAAGCUCAGGCAUCAAGAUGUGAUUUUUAGUGUUUAAAUUUUUUUUGUAUGUAUUAUUAUUGUUUUGUUAUGUUUGGAUGUCGUUUUACAGUUUCUCCAUUUCAUACCGUUUCGUAAGUCAAUGCAAAAAAAAUGUGUUUUAGAAACGACGCACAACUGCAAAAAAAAAAAAAAAAAGGUUAUGCAUCUGGUUUCUAAGUGGCGGCACGCUUGUUCGCACGCUAUGUAAA